AUCUCUGGAGAGAGCCAGCCCUGCAGAGCUCACCUGUAAGGGCCGGUUCGACCCGACAACUGAGAUAACAGUGUUGACUGCAUUUACAAAUUGUUCGCGAUUUGUGGCUACGAACUAAGUAAGAGGAAAGGUCGAUCAAUGUCGAUAACAUACUUACAUUUCUGUAAGCCCUGAGCGUCAUAGUCCGAUAAGAGGUCGUCGCGGUUUGGAGGGGCGGCUGGCGGGCGUCUAGCACAGCGGCCAGCCCCAGCAAAAUGAAUAGAGAAAGGCGAAAGGUGAAGUUUGGUUGGCUACGUAUGGCAUUCAGCUCACCUAGAAAGUUCCAGAAGAAUAAUGUAGGCUUGCCUCAGCCCACGCUCUGGGGGGAUCCUGGGUCCGAUGAAUCAAGUGCAGACUGUUCCUCUAUCCUGAACAUGUCUACUGGCUCAGUUGAUCUAGGAGAGCUGGAAGGCAUAAAGCUCAGCACACCUAAAGGAAGACAGGCAACACCUUCGAAGAAAGAGUGUACUCCAAAAGCACACUCCUUAUCCAGUGGUCCCCGCAAACUGUUUCAUAAACAAACCAUGACUGCUGAGGUAGAUGCACAGUCAGUACAGCGGUCCCGAGUUGGCCCCGCAGCAACCCCUCCAAGUAUGAAGCGCAAGGACAGAACUCCAAAGGAGGGGUCAAAGGCUAUUUAUCUCAGAGCACUCGCCGAGGCUAUUGGGUCUGGUCACCGAAAGUCUCCCUCAACCGAGGACAGUGCCCAGAGCCUCUCGGAAAGGAAAUGUGUUACUGGCACACCCACCGCACAGGCGAAGUCUGAGGAAAAUACCUACCCUAGAUGCUUAUUCAGUGACGAGACAUCAUCUGUGUCAGUCGAGACGAGAGACCACUGUCCCAACUCAGUUGUCUUCAUAGACUCAGAUGAAGAAGAGAAAGUGGUGAAAACAGACACCAGAAGUGUUCUGAAAGGUGAUGAAUCUCCUGAUUGGUCAGAUGUUGAGGACCCUGUUGAGGUAGAAAACUUUUCACAGGAUGAGUCUCCGGAUCUGCUUACCCAGCGAAAGGUAGAGUGCAAGCAAGACAGUGAAACAGAAGAUGCUGAACGCCUUCCUCCUUUGGAGUAUAUGCCUAACCCACAACCAGCAUUCAUGCUGCCCCCACAAUUCCCAAAAUCCACAUUUAGUAUGCCAUGGAUUAAUCUGACCCCAUACCACACCUCCCCGCCUCCUACAAGUACAGAGACCUCAGGGCAACCCUCACAGCCUUGGAGAGAGUUUGUUGUGUCGUCAGGACAAUCCCUCCAAGACCCUCCAAUAAUACCUGAUUCCUCAACCUCCAGAAAUGUAUGUCUGCCUAAAAGUUCACUUGUGGCAUUGGGACGGGGUGUUAGAUUACAGCAGCCAAUCAAACAGGUUUCUAUAUCUCCAGACCCGUAUGCCCUGCCCAACUGGGCUGCCGGAACUAAGACUCUUUCCCCAUUUCCAAAGGGACUGUGUGAAUUUUCUCCUGUAAUGAGACACAGGUUCUCAGAUGUGCACACUCUCUCCACUUCAAGAACAUCUCUUACUAAUGAUUUCGCCACCCGUAGGAUGUCAUUGGGCUCAGAGCCUCUCUGGUUGUCAAACAUUGACCAUUCAAAGGUAAGCACUAUGGGAUUUGUUGACACCCAUUGUCACCUGGAUAUGCUGUAUGCAAAGUUGGGGUUCCAGGGAAGUUUCCAGAGCUUUCGGAACGAAUAUGCUAGCAGUUUCCCUGUGGAAUUUGGAGGGUGCAUAGCCGACUUCUGCAACCCUAGGAUUACGCGGAGGGAAGCUAUCUGGGAGUGGCUUCUCACAGAAGAAUUAGUAUGGGGUGCCUUUGGGUGCCAUCCACACUUCGCCAAGGAGUAUAACUCCACUCAUGAGCAAAGCAUCAUGGGAGCCAUGCGCCACCCAAAGACCAUCGCCUUCGGAGAAAUAGGGCUGGAUUACUCGCAUAAGAAUUCGACAGACUCGAGCAAACAGAAAGAGGUGUUUGAGCGGCAGCUGCGUUUGGCUGUGUCUCUAGGAAAGCCUUUGGUCAUACACUGCCGUGAUGCUGAUGAUGAUUUGCUGGAAAUCAUGAAGAAGUUUGUUCCCCGAGACUACAAGAUACACAGACACUGUUUUACCAACAGUUACUCUGUGAUCGAGCCGUUCCUGAGUGAGUUCUCCAAUUUGUCCGUGGGGUUUACUGCUCUGAUAACAUACCCUCAUGCUGUAGAGGCCCGUGAUGCAGUGAGGAAAAUCCCACUUGACCGUAUCCUAAUGGAGACUGACGCACCAUACUUCCUACCUAGACAGGUCCCCAAGACAGUCUGUAGGUUUGCUCACCCUGGGAUGGGCAUACACACUUUGCGUGAGAUCAGCCUGCUGAAGGGAGAGCUCCUCUCCACUGUGUUCCAAACCGUCCGCCAGAACACCACACACAUCUACGGCCUGUGAACACAGCAGCCGUGCAUUCAUGGCCUGAAGGCUGUUACCACAGAAUCUACUGUUCAUAUCCUAAAACCCAUCAACCAGCGUGUGUGUGUGUGUAUCAGAACCAUGGUCAUCUCUAAAUCUGUAUGUGUGUCAAAUAGGUUUCUU
This is a messenger RNA of Pygocentrus nattereri (red-bellied piranha), 2591 nucleotides long. RefSeq names its product TatD DNase domain containing 2 (gene tatdn2). NCBI's taxonomy places the organism in Eukaryota, Metazoa, Chordata, Actinopteri, Characiformes, Serrasalmidae. Gene Ontology annotation, molecular function: hydrolase activity, acting on ester bonds. Bases 255 to 2447 code for a protein of 730 amino acids. The record is from RefSeq and is a predicted model, not a curated record. The transcript has 7 exons.